GACUAGUCCGAGCGGAUCGGAGACGCGCUCUCAUCUGACAGAUCCGAGAGGAGAGAGAAAAGGUUAGACAACGAUGAUGGAGCUAAUGACCACUUCUCCUCUCUACCCCAUCAGUUCAACUGAUGAAACAGGAAUUAAUGACUCUCUAAAUUAUGACUAUGACUACACAGAUGAUGCUGGCCUCAAAGAUGACCACACUGAGCUGAGACAGUCUCUCAACAUCAUGUCUCUGAUUGUUUACUCCUUGGCCUUUGUCCUCGGAGUACUCGGGAAUGGAGUGGUCAUCUGGGUCACAGGCUUCAAGAUGAAGAAAACCGUCAACACGGUCUGGUUCCUCAACCUUGCUGUGGCUGACUUCCUCUUCACAGCAUUCCUGCCUCUGAGUGUGACAUACACAGCUAUGGAUUUUCACUGGCUGUUUGGGAGGUUAAUGUGCAAGCUGAACAGCACCAUUAGCUUCCUGAACAUGUUUGCUAGUGUCUACAUCCUGGUGGUGAUCAGUGUGGACAGGUGUGUGUCUGUGGUGUGGCCCGUCUGGGCCCAGAAUCACAGAAACGUCCGCAAGGCUUCCUAUGUGAGUCUGUGUGUUUGGGCUCUGGCUUUGGUUCUGAGUGCUCCGUAUUUUGUGUUCAGAGAUACCGCACCAGCAGAUUACAACGAGGACAUAAUUCACUGCUUCAACAACUUUGCUCUCUCCAAUGACUCCGAAGCCGAAUCUGAGCUUCAGCUACAACUCGUUCGCCAUCAAGCCAUGAUCCACACCCGCUUCCUGCUGGGGUUUGUCAUCCCAUUCAGCAUCAUCGUCUCCUGUUACGCCAUCAUCAUCCACCGACUCAGGAGAAACCGCACCCUGGCCAACAAGUCAAGUCGUCCCUUUAAGAUAAUCGCUGCCAUCAUCAUCACUUUCUUCCUCUGCUGGGCUCCUUUUCACAUCUUGAGUCUGAUUGAGUUGGUCAGUCACAUGACAAAUUACACCAAUGAAACUCUCAACCACAUAGUGAUGAUCGGAGUCCCCAUUGCAACAAGCCUGGCCUUCCUCAACAGCUGCAUGAACCCACUGCUGUAUGUGUUCAUGGGCCAAGACUUCAAGGAUAAAGUCCGUAAAUCCAUCCUGAAGGUGUUGGAGAACGCCUUCCAGGAGGAAGUGUCUCGCUCCUACACCUACACAAACUCAAUGAUCACCAUACAAAGCAAGGACAAGUCCUUCUCUGAUGUUCAGGUGUGAAAACACACAAAGACUUUAACUGUACAGUCUAAAUGUUACUGUUGAUAUUUUCAUCUAAAGUAUUUUCUUACACUUUUUGUUCUGCGUGGCAUAAAAAAGGCAAGAAUUCAUGCUGCUGCAGUUUUACCCUAAAUUAUAACCCUAACAUACAAUCUGCACUUGCAUUUCCUGCACACCAUAAAAAUGACGCUGUGGACUCUGUGUUUACGUGCUUUUUCUGCAGAAUAAAUGUGUUGCUCACAGUAGGUUAAUCUCCCAAAUUCAUCUUCACCAAUAACAGGAUAAGGAGAAUAUAAGCACAUGACACUGUUCACACAGGCCCAAAUGGUCUAACUUAGCCAGUGUCAGCUGUUAUUAGUCCAUGACAUGUUUUUUUUAUUUCAUAAUUGCAUUUUAUGCUUUUUUUUGACUGUAUAAAUUGCUACUGGCAUGUAUAAAGGCAGCAUGUUAUCCAAAAAUGUUAGUUGUUGUGUAAUAAGCUUACAGUGAAUUCUUUUCCUUUUUAUGGUUUGUCUUUAUCUGUUAAUAUUAAAGUGUAUUUUUAAAGAA
Nothobranchius furzeri (turquoise killifish) is the source of this 1774-nucleotide messenger RNA. It is a transcript of the gene fpr1, whose product is annotated as formyl peptide receptor 1. Gene Ontology annotation, biological process: phospholipase C-activating G protein-coupled receptor signaling pathway; inflammatory response; complement receptor mediated signaling pathway. The record is from RefSeq and is a predicted model, not a curated record. Lineage: Eukaryota; Metazoa; Chordata; Actinopteri; Cyprinodontiformes; Nothobranchiidae. Gene Ontology annotation, cellular component: plasma membrane. Gene Ontology annotation, molecular function: complement receptor activity; G protein-coupled receptor activity.